UUUCAUUUUGUUAAAAUAACGCAUCGCGACCAGACACAUGUCGCUUAUAUUUCAAUAUUUAGUUAGUUCCUUAUUUGAUGUGAAGUGGACUUGUUUAAUUUAACAACUUGUCGUCUGCUUAACAAUACGAUCGAACACAUGUAGUGUGAUAAGACAAACGUUUGUUCAAACGGAAUAUUCAAUUAAUUAAAAGAAAAUUAAAAAUCCAUUUUAGAACGAAGAAUAUGUGAAAUAAAAAAUUAAGCAUUUUUCUUUAAAAUAAAAAGAAAAUAUUACAUAUAUAUUAAGUUAAUAUAAAAGGAAUAUUACAUUCAAAUGGACAUACAGUUUGAUAUCAUAAUAAAGUGCACUUUGGAUAUAAAUCAAUCGCAACACACAUACGCUUCUUGAAACCUUUUCUUAGUGAAGUGGAAAAAUAACUUUAAGUUAAAAUUGACAGCACGUAUGCUUUAACCAUGUAGCAUUUCUCAAAUAUAACCAGUAUUUUAAAAGUCAUUUAUCGACAAUUUUCUGAGGCAUACCGUAAAUGCCGUUAUUUUCAUGGCAGUUUUAGUGUAAUUGUAUAUUUUCAUUUGUUUUAUUGAUACACAUUGACAGUCAAGCUAACUAAAUACACAAUAGUAUAUACAUCAGUUUGUUUUGAAGACGAGAGAAAAAGCAAAUGAAAGUGAUCUAUAAUUAGAAGAGAACUGGACAGAUUCAAGAUAUGGAACGGAUUUAUUAAAAGGGAUAAAAAAAAAUCGUUUAGUAAAUCAACAGUAGUUGAAAUUCACGUAGUUUGAGAAAAUGUUACUCUCUUCAAAUUUUGAACCAACGAUAGAAAAUGCGCCGUGUCCGCCAUUUUUUGUUGAAGAUGUUUACGACAUCUUUAUAAGUACAGCAGCAAAUAAUAAUCUCACUGCCAAUGUGACAGUAGAGGUAUGGAACAAAUGCAUGCUUCAAUAUUCUUACCCUACAACCACCACUACAAUAACGACGGAGGCGACAACAACAACAAGUCCCACUACACUUACAUUAUUAUCAAAGUGUGACACUGUUUGUCUGUCCAUGGCACUCAUGUUUUCUGUUUGUGUUUUUUUGGGAAUACUUAUAACUUUGAUAUAUUGCAACAUAAGACACCGACGCAAGAAGCACGUUAUCAAACAUAGUAACAGACCUAAAAGAAAGAUCUCUUACGGAAAAUACAUCCCGAAAUUUCCCAAGAUGAGCAAACAGGCAGAUUUGAAAAAGACCCCUCUUGCUUACAUUAACCCAUCAUUUCUUACUGAACACGAACAUAUGUCGCACCCCUUUGAUUAUUAUUCAGCCCAGUACCAGCCUAUUGAUAACAUGUAUCCUUGGUAUCAGCCACAAAACGAAUUAUUUAGUUCCGGUGGACGUCAAUUUCACCCUUACGAGAAACGCAAUCAUCAAUAUUCAUAUAUGGGCGGGAGUCCAUCUCGCUCCGCUGAAUUUACCAAUAGGCGCUCUCGUCAUCCGUCGAUUGGCAGUUAUGUACCAAAAAUGCUCCCAGAAUCUGCUGAGAUAUACCCAUUUGGUAUAGAGGUAUAUGAUACAACUUCAAGGAAUAGUGGUCUUUCUAAAAUAGAUAUUGACUACAAAAAUGCAGACAAGGGAAAAGACGCUGUAAUAAGGGAACACAAAUUACCAAGAAUUCCAUUCGAAAAUGAUUUUUCAUCAAAUUCUCCUUACAGUAGAAUAGAUACGCGGCAAGAUCAUCCUGAUGAAAACAAUGAAGAACACAAAAGAGAUAACAGUGCAUUUAUUCUCGGUCUUCCAAGAAUACCAUUAGUCUUGGAGCAAACAGGCGGCGAAUUGAGUGAAAAGCCUUCAUGGCAAUUAGGUUUACCUAAGCCACAAGUAGACAAAAGAUAUAGUAGGGAAACUAAGCAUGAAGAAAAUUACUUCCGUCAUCCGAAGCAUGGCCUUCCAAGAACUCCAUUUGAAGCAUCAGAUAUAGGAAACGGACUAUAUGAAUUAAAUAAACAAAACCGUCGGCAAGACGAUAGUGUUGAUCACGAAAGACAAAACAUUAAAGACAAUGGCAAAUUGAAAUCGAAUGCAUAUUCGCUUUAUCAAGGAAAGAAAGAUAGCGAUGUUUGUAAAGUAAUUAAAUCAGAGAGUCAUGCAAAAGAAUGUGAUCCUUCAGAUAAAUCAUUUAGUUACUCGGUACCGUACACAAAACUUUAGACUACAACUUACCAGAUUAACAAACAGUUCAAAAUAUUCAACUGUAUACAAAAACCUAGUACACAAUUUAUGUUAUUUUAUUUUGUUUAAGUAUACAUGUAUAUUAAAACUAAAUUAAACAAAAAAUGCAUAUGUUAUAUUUUUAUUGUUCCUUUGUC
This is a messenger RNA of Ruditapes philippinarum (Manila clam), 2348 nucleotides long. RefSeq lists its product as uncharacterized. The record is from RefSeq and is a predicted model, not a curated record. The transcript is spliced from 3 exons. Bases 787 to 2190 code for a protein of 467 amino acids. NCBI's taxonomy places the organism in Eukaryota, Metazoa, Mollusca, Bivalvia, Venerida, Veneridae.